GACAGAUUCUUUCACUUGUUUUGAGUUCCUUUUCCCUCAGAUUAAGUGUUUGUAUCAUGUUUAUAGACACACCUUUUGUUGCAGUGUGUGUUCCAGCUGUUGUGUGAUUGUAGAGCCAGACUCAUGUUGUCUUGUCUGACAGGUUUCCCUCCACGCCCACACACAAACACACACACACACAUGCUCCGGUAGAAAGAGUCACAGGGCGUGGAAAGAGGCUUUUAUCUGCCGCUCUGCUGCUUCCAGUCAGUCAGUGUGCAGCCUGCUCUGCUUGGAGGAAUGACUCAGUGACGAGUCUUCCUGCAUGUUGGCUGCAGCCGUCUCUGCUCUAAACAGCGCCAGGAUGUCGGGGGAGUGUGUUCCUGAGGGUCCAGACCUGGGCGAGAUGGGCGAGGAGGAGCUCUGGGAGCUAAUCAACGAUAACCGCCACCGGAUCUCCCUGGGGGUGCGGCCCUGCGUCCUGAUCCCCUACCUGAGGCAGGCCAGAGUCCUCACCGAGAUGGACGAGGACGAGAUCCUGUCCUGCCACAACCUGACCAACCGCAGCAUGAGAACCAGUUAUAUGUUGGACCUGCUGAGCACCCAGGGGAGGAACGGAGCUGUGGCCCUGCUGGAGGGUCUGAUGAUCCACUACCCCAACCUCUACACCCAGGUCACUGGACGCAAACCCAGCACCGAGCCUUCCAGAUUCAGUGGCCUGAUAAAGUACUCUGAGCUGACGGAGUACCUGGUCCGAGCGGUGACGGGGAUGCAGAAGGAGCUGCAGGAGGCGCGCUGCGAGGCGGGCAGGAAGAGUGCUCGCUGCGCCUCCCUGGAGCUGGAGAUCAGGCAGAUCAUGGAGCUGGAGGAGAAGUCCAGAUGUCUCCGCUCUGACAACGAACGCAUGAGGAGACACUUGUGUUCUCUGCAACACGAAGUCACCAAGAUGAAGGACGAGAAGUGUGACCUGUACAUGCGCUACACGGCCGCCAUCGAGGAGAAAUCAGCCGUCAACAUGCGCCUCCACGACCUCAACCUGCAGGUGUACCAGCUGCAGACGGAGCUCCAGAAGGUUCAAAUAGAGAACGAGUUCCAGAAGCAGCGCUCGCUCAGAGUCUCAGCCUCCACCGCUGAGAAGCUCCAGCAGCAGGAGGAAGUCAGGAGCCUCCGAGUGAAGGCAGAGAACCUGGAUCCUGCCCGUCAGGACAUCCUGGCCCAGGACCUGGCCGAGGCCAUCAACAGCCAGGUGGAGCUGGCCGAGCAGCUCCGACACUACAGAGAGGAGAACGAACAGCUGAUCAAGGCCAAACAAGGGCUGGUGGAGCAGAAGGAGGCUCUGAGUCUGCAGGUGCAGCAGCUGACUCUGGACUGUAACAUGCAGCAACAGAAGAGCACCGUGAUCCAGAACCAGAUGAAGGAGCUGCAGGCAGAACGAGACCAGGCGUACCUGUCCAGGAACGAGGCCCAGACGGUGAUCGCCCGUAACCUGGCGGAGAAGGACGCCCUGAGGUGUCAGCUGGUGGAGCUGCAGGAGAAGGUCUUCAGCCUGCGUUCUCACAGGAGCUCUGGAGAACCACACAAGACCUGUGAUGUAAUGUUUCUAACCCUAGAACAUAAUCAGGGUCCACAUAAACACAACACAUGUGGAUAUAAUAUUAUGUUAAUGUGUGUGUUUGUGUUAAAGGAGCCGGAGGAGGAGUGGGAGAGCUCCAGGUCCAGCUGUGAAGAAUCCCCCCUAUCUCUGCCCUCCAUCCAUCCCAGACGGAGGCUCCGCCGCAUGGACGCAGUCAACCCCAUGUCUCUGAGCUCCGGGAACUCAGAGGGUGAGGAUGCUGUAGGCAGUAGUGUCCGAUCCAGAAACGCAGAGCCUCCCUGUUCAGAGUCGCUCCGCAGGAGGACCGAGUCUCUCUAUGAGGACUGCAGCAGCAGCUUGGAAAUAUUGGAGAAUGAUUUUCUGUUGGACGACUAUGUGUUCAUCCCCAGUGUGGGGAGUGAAGAGAAGAAGACACCGAGGCUUUCCUCUCCUUCUGGCUCCAACACUGACGGCCUGUCCAGAACCUCGGUGCCUCCCUUCCUGUUGCGUUCUCGUCCCAAAGCGAUCCGUGUCAGCGGUCGCGUCCUCAGCAUCUCCUUCCUGGGCGACGCGCUGCUCAAACAGCUGUCGGUGGUGGGAGGCAACAAGAGCGGCGUGUUUGUGCACCAGGUGACAGAAGGCACCGCCGCCCACACUGUCGGCAUCAGCGCCGGGGCCCAGAUAGUGGAGGUGAAAUACGAGCAGAACCGGAAGGCUCUGAGGAUGGUGCUGGAGGAUUCUACUUUAGAGGAAGCUAUGUGGGCUCUUGGACAGGUCACAGGCCUCUGCCACCUCUCCCUCCGGCCUAAACAAGAUGACUAUGAAGCGCUGCUACAUCACCUGCAGAACAGCGACACAUCGUCCGGAGACUCCUUCUAUGUACGGGUCAACAUGUCUCUCCCUGCCGGUCCUAACGGGUCGCUGUCCGUGUCCUGCAACGACAUCCUUCAUGUGACCAACACGCGACCUGCUGGCGGCGAGGACUCGUGGCACGCCAGCCAGGUUCACCCCUGUCAGCUGCUGGACCUGCAGAGUGGAAACGUACCCAACUACUACAGGGCACAGCGACUUCUGAUUCGAGCCAUUGAAGACAUGAGCUUUCAGACAAAGAAGUCUCCAAAGGACGGCCGUGUGGUGGACCAGAAGAAGCAGAAGGCCGUGAGGAUAGUCGGCACAGGACGGCAGGGCAGGAACCCACUGUGGGUCAGUGUGGAGGAUGAAAACACCAAGAGCUCAGAAUCAGGUGAUACAUCUGCACCCAAAAGCUGCCUGACCCUGAUGCCCUACAGCCUGGUCACCCCCCACUUCCCCCCCAUCUGCAGGCCGGUGCUGCUGCUGCCCACCAUCCUGGGACACAUCCUGAACAAGAAGCUGGCUGCCUGGCAGGGCUUCCAGCUCUGUGAGCCUGAGGUGCUGAGUCCCAGCGAGCAUGCCGCCCGGCUGCAGAGGUCAGAGAUCCUGGAGGAGUCGGACCAGGGGAGGAACUGCUGCUACACCCUGCAGAGUGUCGAGAAGAUCAUGAAGAAGGGGACUCACUGUGUGCUGCCGUUGGGGCUGGACUGUGUCCGUCGGCUGCACAGAGCUGAUAUCUUCCCCAUCAUCAUCUUCAUCGGCCAGUCUGCUCGCAGCGCAAGGAAACUGAGGUCCAAGCUGCAGCGCCGCAGCCAGUCGGAGGAGCGUCUGCUGGCGUGUUCCAGGAACGAGGAGCCGCUGCUGGACAAGCUGCCGUGUCUCUACCACAACAUGUCUCCAGACUCGUGGUGCGACCAGAACUCGCUGCUGACCGGCCUGAGGACCGUCAUCUGGGAGGAGCAGAAGAAGAUCGUCUGGGUGGAGCCGGACCUGUGGUGAAGAAUCUCAGGAAACAUUAUAGUGGGGCAGCAGGCAGAGCUAACCUCUUGUUUAUUUUGUGAUAAAAGCACUACAUUUGGUGCAAAUAUAGCUUAAUAUAUUAAAAGAAAGACUGGAUAUUGGGCCAUAUUGCCAUGUUCACAAUCUGAUCACCUCCAAGCUGCUGUUUACAUGUUUUUAACACUUCAAAUAUUAAUUACAUAAAAGUUCAAAUGAAAAUAUAGUUUGUGACAAUGUAAAACAAUAUAAAAUUAAAUAAAAUGCAACAACAUGUUGAGAUUGCCUCUGCAUUUUACAUUAAUAAAUGAAAAAUAGAUGUAAAAAUGACUAAAAAGACACAAAUAACCAAUAAUAGAUGUAAAAUUGACGAAACAAGACACAAAAUGACCAAAAAUAGAUGUAAAAUUGACUAAACAAGACACAAAAUGACCAAAAAUAGAUGUAAAAAUGACUAAAAAGACACAAAAUGACCAAAAAUAGAUGUAAAAAUGACUAAAAA
Centropristis striata (black sea bass) is the source of this 3902-nucleotide messenger RNA. It is a transcript of the gene card14, whose product is annotated as caspase recruitment domain family, member 14. The transcript has 19 exons. The record is from RefSeq and is a predicted model, not a curated record. NCBI's taxonomy places the organism in Eukaryota, Metazoa, Chordata, Actinopteri, Perciformes, Serranidae. The coding region runs from base 305 to 3403 and encodes 1032 amino acids. Gene Ontology annotation, molecular function: protein binding. Gene Ontology annotation, biological process: regulation of apoptotic process.